Molecule: messenger RNA, 3134 nt
Organism: Lymnaea stagnalis (great pond snail)
Lineage: Eukaryota; Metazoa; Mollusca; Gastropoda; Lymnaeidae
Source: the annotation of a GenBank genome assembly
GAAAGAUGCUAUGGGGAACCGUGUAGCUGAAAUGUUUAAAAAAAUUACGAAAAUCGGUAAGGUUUCGAAAUGUGCUAAAAUUAAAAUGUAAAAGUAAAAUUACAUUUAAAUUUUGAAAAACAAUUUUAUUUGAUGAUGGCAAUGAAAUUCUUAUUUCAAUUUUUAAACAUUAAUUUGUAAAUAUCGACAUUUUGACAUGCACAUAUAGCUGACAUUAUUGUUUGCAGUUGAGUGAGUGGGUCUGUGUGUGGCGGUGUGACUGAGUGUGUGUUUGUGUAAGCGUUCGUGUGUAUUUAAGGUGAAUGUAUAAAAUCAUUAUUUUAUUUAAUUCAAAGUCUCAUUGUAUACAUAAUAUGUGCAUAUAACAAGGAAGUAAUGGUUGUGUUACAUGUAAAUAUAUUAUGGGAAAACUUUUUUAAAACAUUAAUAAAUAUUUUUAUAUUUUUUCAAGCCCAAUAGCGUUAUGCAACUGUAUUUUGAUCGGAAUUCAUAUCACUUUAAAAACACCGUUUACAUUGGUUAUAAUUUAGCCAGUGCACGGGGGAGGUUUCAGAAUUGUCUGAGAUAAAUGUUGAAAAGUGUGUGGUAAGAAGGGGAUCCGCUAUAGCAAUGUUUUAAUUGAGAUAUAAAGGCAACGGAAUAGCGUAAUGCUUGCUAGUGUAAACAAAAAAAAUUAAACAAUUGGAAGAUAUUUUUAAAAAUACGAUUGUUGAAUUUAAAACAUUGAUUACUCGGUAUUUCAUGACCUUAAUCAAAUUUACAACUCUCAGCAAUACAACAAUUUAAAAAAAUAAAGUGAAUUCACUAGAUGACAAUUAAGCAACAAAAAAGAUAAAAUUAAAUACAUUUCUUUCUUUCUUCUUAUGAAAUCUUGUUUUUAAUUUAGUAUUUUAUUGGCUUUCAAUGAGUCGCUUGGCCUAUUCUGAAGGUAACCAUCUUAUAAAAUCGGAAAAAGUUUUAGAUUAUUACUUCCUUCAUUGCUGUAAAACAAAGUCAAUAAAACAAAAUUUCUUUAAUCUAAUCUUUUUUUUUUUUAAAGUUAAAACAAUUAAUAACUAAUCAUUAUUUUAUUUAAAAAUGGAGAUCUACUUAAUUUGAAUUAUGAGCUUAAUUUGAUUCUCACAUCCUAUUGAUACAACUGCAUUAAUUUAUAUAAUUUUUGUUUUUUAAUAGUAUCUUUUUCUUUUUUUUUUUCACAGAACUUAAGUGCAAUUUACCAACGAUUGGGUUCUUUGCCUUGAAAUUAAGUCAAGACGAAGGACUAGGUACUAUAACACCGUACGAUCUAGUCUAUACCAACCACGGAGAUCACUUCGACCCAUCCACUGGCAUAUUUACAACUCCUGUUAAUGGCUUGUACUCAAUAACUAUCAUGACAGGCAGUUCGUCUAACACGAAAACAAAUGCCAUUAACUGUCGUCGCAUUCGUAAAGAGACAUACGAUGAACGUAUCUUCUUUCAUGAUUUUUCAAUCAACCAAACGGUAACACGGUUUGCUGAAAUUUCUGCUGGUGACGAAUUAUAUUUGAAUUGGGAGAGAAUUGAUGAACACGAUCAGACUAUGAUCAGUGUCACCUUUUCAUGUUACUUGAUACAAAAGUUAUAGUCUUCUGCGAUAUAAUAAGAAUGUUAAAACAACAUCGGCUACACUUUGCACAAUAUUUAUUAGCGUUUUAAAUGAAAUUACGUCAAACGUUCAACGCAUUCUUUAGCAUGCUGUUUACAUUAAUCAUUUUCUUUAAUAAGUGGGCCUCUAAUCCCCAGCUUGUAUAACAUCCAGGAUUUCAAUAACAAAGUUAUGUGAUAGCCCACGUCCCGGCAACUCAUUUAACACUCAAAGAACAUCUAGACAAUCAUUAAAUUUGUAGUGAGGAGCAACCGAAGUCUUUAAAUAUAAGGUGUAUUACUGAAACAAAUGACCUCAUGUUGAGAGACAAACAGUUAAACUUGUCCAACAUUUAAAAGGAUGUCAAAGCUCUGCUGCUUUGGAAACAUUUGAUUCUUCAUAUGUUGUAAAUUGCCUAAACAUUUCCCCGGCUUCAAUUCGAGUAUUAAAAACACAUAUUUUAAAGGAGACUGAUAUUUUUCGUAGGAAAUAUUAAUUAAAUAAUCCAAUUACCACACCUAUAAUAAAAUAUGAUAUAUUUAUUUUUACUUUAAUAUCACUACAUAACAUCCCAUAUGGUCUGCUAACUUCUAUUUCCCCAUCACUACAUACCAGCCCAUAAUUUCACAGCACAUUUGUCUUCACUCAUGUCCAGCCAUCAGAAAAAUACAAAAGUCUUGCCUGACUAGUGAUACGAAGUGGACGCUGUGGAGUCGGAAUGCAAGAUAUUUAUUUUAAGAUCUUUAAUUUAUUUUGCAUUAGAUAUGAUUAGGUCUUAUUUAUUAUUACAUAUAACACAGACAAUAAUUGAAACUUUUCGUGUAAGCAUGACUUGACUAUCAGACGUUAUAUAUAGCUCUAGAAUGUGAACCUCGAUUUUUUUUCCGCAGUAAGUCAUGUUGCUCCGUAGGGUUGUAAACGGUAAUUAAAAUAAAUUGUUCAAAUGUAUAGUUCCACACAUGAACACGUACUGAGUGCGGUGGUGAUUUAACAAUAGACCCGUACGUGUUUCAGAGCUUAUAUUUAGGCCUAUCUCUUGUGGUCAAACUGAGAUAAUGCGAUCUGAAAAAAGUCUUAAUUAAUUGAUAUAAAAAUUAGAAUGCUUGCAUGAAAUGCAAAACAAUUUCUGAUUUUAUUUCUUGAAACAAACAAUAUUUUCUAAGCGAAAAAAUUUUCAAUUGGCGUUAGCUGAUUAUGAAUAAAUAUCGCCUACUGUACAAAUGUUUACACACGUUGUUAUUUAUAAUUGAUGCGUUCUGUUAAUUAGCUUUUAAUUAUUUUUAUUAAUUCAAUUAUAAUACACAUUUCUGAGCACAAAAAUAAAAAUAAUAAUUCAAACAAUGGUUUUAAAAAAACAAAUAAACAAAUUGUUAUCAGUUUUGAUCAUUAUAACUGGCACAUUGGUUAUCAUAUAGCAUCGUUAGCUUUAUCAUAAUACUCUGUGAGACAUUUUAUCCUUAGCUAGAAGAAUUAUAAUUUUCCAAGUUCUAUCUAUAUCAAAGUUUAGUGCGAUAUUCAUUGCUCACUC